Salvelinus namaycush (lake trout) is the source of this 1504-nucleotide messenger RNA. Its product is annotated as zinc finger protein 135-like. The annotation marks the transcript as partial. Gene Ontology annotation, molecular function: RNA polymerase II cis-regulatory region sequence-specific DNA binding; DNA-binding transcription factor activity, RNA polymerase II-specific. The transcript has 2 exons. Gene Ontology annotation, biological process: regulation of transcription by RNA polymerase II. The record is from RefSeq and is a predicted model, not a curated record. NCBI's taxonomy places the organism in Eukaryota, Metazoa, Chordata, Actinopteri, Salmoniformes, Salmonidae.
CGUAUACAUACAGGGGAGAAGCCAUACUCCUGCUCUGACUGUGUAAAAUAUUUCAAAACAUCAACUCAGCUAAAAGUUCAUCAGAGAACACACACAGGAGAGAAGCCUUAUUCUUGCCCUGACUGUGGAACUAGGUUCUCUAAACUUUCCAACUUAAAAUCACAUGAACUUCAUCAGAGAACACACACAGGAGAGAAGCCUUACUCCUGCUCUGACUGUGGAAAAUGCUUCACAACGUCAACUGAUCUAAAAGUUCACCAGAGAACACACACAGGAGAGAAGCCUUAUUCCUGCCCUGACUGUGGAACUAGUUUCUCUCAACUUUCCUACUUAAAAUCACAUGAACGUAUACAUACAGGGGAGAAGGCAUACUCCUGCUCUGACUGUGGAAAAUGUUUUAAAACAGCAAUUGAGCUAAAACUUCACCAGAGAACACACACAGGAGAGAAGCCUUACUUCUGCUCUGACUGUGGAACUAGUUUCUCUCAACUUUCCCACUUAAAAAUACAUGAACGUAUACACACAGGAGAGAAGCCUUACUUCUGCUCUGACUGUGUAAAAUGCUUCAAAACAUCAACUCAGCUAAAAGUUCAUCAGAGAACACACACAGGAGAGAAGCCUUUCUUCUGCCCUGACUGUGGAACUAGUUUCUCUCGACUUUCCUACUUAAAAUCACAUGAACGUAUACAUACAGGAGAGAAGCCUUAUGUCUGCUCUGACUGUGGGACGAGUUUCUAUCAUCUGGGCACCUUAAAAACACACCAACGUAUACACACAGGAGAGAAGCCUUACUCCUGCUCUGACUGUGGAAAAUGUUAUAAAACAGCAAAUGAGCUAAAAGUUCAUCAGAGAACACACACAGGAGAGAAGCCUUACUCCUGCUCUGACUGUGGAAAAUGCUUCAAAACAGCAAAUGACCUAAAAGUUCAUCAGAGAACACACACAGGAGAGAAGCCUUUCUUCUGCCCUGACUGUGGAACUAGUUUCUCUCAACUUUCCAACUUAAAAUCACAUGAACGUAUACAUACAGGGGAGAAGGCAUACUCCUGCUCUGACUGUGGAAAAUGUUUUAAAACAGCAACUGAGCUAAAACUUCACCAGAGAACACACACAGGAGAGAAGCCUUACUUCUGCUCUGACUGUGGAACUAGUUUCUCUCAACUUUCCCACUUAAAAAGACAUGAACGUAUACACACAGGAGAGAAGCCUUACUUCUGCUCUGACUGUGUAAAAUGCUUCAAAACAUCAACUCAGCUAAAAGGUCAUAAGAGAACACACACAGGGGAGAAAAAAAGUUAAUCAGAGAACACAGGCAUGAGAGACUUUUGGGUGAGUCUGCUCUGACUUUUUGGUGAGUUUCUCUCACCAUAGCAACUUAACACACCAAUGUAUAGACUAUAGACGUCUAGCCAAAGGCUGCGUGUUUGAAUCUCAUCAAGGAGGACUUUAGCAAUUUAGCUAAUUAGCAACUUUGCAACUUCUUACUAAUUUUUAGCUAUGUUAG